CGAUCCCAUCAUCAUGAUGUGGUCUAACUUCUUCAUGCAAGAGGAAGACCGUCGUCGGACGGCUGUGGGCCGGCGUCGUGCCCAAGAACAGCAGAAUCUCGGCUUGACUCCGGAGCGAGAGGGCAAGAUCAAGCUGGGGUUGCUGGUGGCUAUCGUGGGUGCCACGCUGGCUGUGCUAGCUGUGGGCACCGAGUUCUGGGUGGAACUCAAUACGUACAAGACCAACGGCAGCGCCGUCUGUGAGGCCGCCCAUUUGGGGCUGUGGAAGGUGUGCAUCAAGCGACUGUGGCAGGCGGAUGUACCCGCGGGCAGGGAGACCUGUGGCCCAGCUGAGCUGCCAGGAGAAGCAAACUGCACCUACUUCAAAUUCUUCACCACGGGGGAAAAUGCGCACAUCUUCCAGAGAACCACCAAGAAAGAGGUAAACCUGGCAGCUGCUGUGAUAGCUGUGCUGGGCCUGACAGCCAUGGCCUUGGGCUGCCUCUGUGUCAUCAUGGUACUCAGUAAAGGUGCAGAGUUCCUGCUCCGCUUGGGAGCUGUCUGCUUUGGCCUCUCAGGCCUGCUGCUCUUUGUCAGCCUGGAGGUGUUCCGGCAUUCCGUCAGAGCCCUGCUGCAGGGGGUCAACCCUGAGACCCCUCCAGCUCCACGCCUGGCCUAUGAGUAUUCCUGGUCCCUCGGCUGUGGUGUGGGCGCUGGUCUGAUCCUGCUGCUGGGGGGAGCCUGUUUCCUCCUGCUCACCCUGCCGUCCUGGCCCUGGAGGUCACUGUGCCCCAAGCGGGGUGGCCCAACUGCCUAGAGCGCUGGCCUGCUUUCUGAAGGCGUCUGCCAACCCUGCCUCAGUUUCCAGCUUUCUCCUCAGGACUUUUCAUCUCUCUUCUAGAGAAACUGUUUUUCCCGCUCUGGUGGGCCCAUUUCACAAAAUGUCUUGGUCCCUCAUCUUCUCUCUGUAAAUAAUGCUUUUGGGGGUGUGGGGAAUGGCUCAGUAAGUAAUCGCUUGCUGAGCAAGCUUGAGGACUUGGAGUUUGAGCGCCCAGAACUCACUUUAAAAGCCAGCACAGUAGUCCAUGUCUAUAAUUCCAAUGUUGGGAAGGCAGAGGUUAGAGGAACCUUGGAGCUCACUGACCAGCUAGCCUAGUCAAUUAUUGAGGUCAGGUUCAGUGAGAGACCCUGUCUCAAACAGUAAGGCAGAAGCAACAAAGGAAGAUGCCUGAUGCUAAACUCUGACAGACAGACAGACACACACACACACACACACACACACACACACACCACACCACACCUUUGUUGAAUUUGGGUUGCUUGAGGUAGGAUGGGAAGUUCCCUGGGGAAACUUCUAGGGAUCCGAUGGGAGAUGGGUGAAAGGGCUGGGAUCCCAGAAGGAUUUGGGAGCUUUCUUUCCAAUUCCUUGCUGAUCCACGGAAUGGAGAGACGUCCUACAACUGCCAGAUGGAACAAGGAAGAACCCGGGUCCGACUUCACUGUCAUCAGACUUGGGAUUAAAGGUUUGAAGAUGUGACA
Messenger RNA from Rattus rattus (black rat), 1518 nucleotides. RefSeq names its product calcium voltage-gated channel auxiliary subunit gamma 6 (gene Cacng6). NCBI's taxonomy places the organism in Eukaryota, Metazoa, Chordata, Mammalia, Rodentia, Muridae. Gene Ontology annotation, biological process: regulation of calcium ion transmembrane transport via high voltage-gated calcium channel; calcium ion transport. The record is from RefSeq and is a predicted model, not a curated record. The coding region runs from base 14 to 796 and encodes 260 amino acids. Gene Ontology annotation, cellular component: L-type voltage-gated calcium channel complex; membrane. The transcript is spliced from 4 exons. Gene Ontology annotation, molecular function: calcium channel regulator activity.